AUGAGGUUUGAUACUUUUAUGCUUGAUUCAGUAAACCUUUACCGAUAUUUCUCUUCAAAUCUAGCCUCUUCUGUUGUAUUUUUUUCUCCUCCAUCUUUUAUUUUUACCCCUUUUUCCUCAAUUCCUCGUUUGGCUUUUGGAAAUUUCAAGAAAAUCAAUCGCAUACUUUGUAGCAGCAUUCCCUUUGUCUCCACUGGCACAACCCAUUAUGAGUUUUCUGAUGUUUCUUCUGAGGUGGAGUUGAGGUUGGAACUCAGGAAAGAAGGUGUAAGUCCUAAGGAGAUCUUUAUAGAUGCAAAUGAGAACUCUUUGGUAAUUAAGGUGCAGAACAGUGGAUAUCUUAGGACACUCCUGGAUACAAAUAGACUUUACGGGAUGAUAAAGCCUUCUGAAACAAUAUGGUAUAUAGACGAUGAUCAAUUGGUGGUUAAUUUGAAGAAACAAGACCCAGAACUACAAUGGGCUGACAUCAUGAAGUUGUGGGAGUCCUUAACAGCGGGAGUUGCACAACUCUUGAGAGGAACAUCAAUCUAUUUAGUCGGGAAAUCAACUGAAAUAAACCACAAGACUGCUCGAGAAUUAGCUGUUGGUCUUGGGUAUACACCACUCAAUACAAAGGAGAUUCUGGAAUCAUACAGCAAGGAAAUUAUUGAUUCGUGGGUGGCCUCACAGGGUUGUGAUGUUGUAGCAGAAGCAGAAACUGCUAUAUUAGAAAGCCUUAGUAGCCAUGCUCAAGUUGUUGUUUCGACAUUAGGUAGGAAGCAUGGUGCUGCUGAGAGGCCAAAUAAAUGGCAGCAUCUUUUUGCAGGAUUCACUAUUUGGUUAUCUCAGUCAGAAGCUACAGAUGAAGAGUCAGCGAAAGAGGAAACCCGAAGACAUUUACAAGAUGGUCUUCAAGGUUAUUCAAAUGCAGAGGUCGUAGUUAAGCUCGGGGGUUGGGAUACUAAUUACUCUAAAGCAGUUGCUCAAACUUCGCUAAGUGCUAUCAAACACUUGAUUUUGUCUGAUAAGAAUCUUCCAGGUAAGAAAAGUUUGUAUAUAAGACUGGGAUGCCGAGGGGACUGGCCAGAUAUUAAACCUCUUGGCUGGGAUUAUUUUUUAUGUAUCGAAAUGGUCUAUUCCAACGAUUAG
Messenger RNA from Olea europaea var. sylvestris, 1131 nucleotides. RefSeq names its product probable inactive shikimate kinase like 2, chloroplastic. The transcript has a single exon. The record is from RefSeq and is a predicted model, not a curated record. Bases 1 to 1131 code for a protein of 376 amino acids. Lineage: Eukaryota; Viridiplantae; Streptophyta; Magnoliopsida; Lamiales; Oleaceae.